AUGGACCCCAAAGUCGGAAUCGGCGUCUUCGUUUUCAACGCUGCAGGUAAAUUCGUCAUUGGCAAACGAAAGGGGAGUCUUGGCGCUGGCACAUGGGGCUUACCAGGCGGACACCUUGAAUUUGGUGAAUCCUUCGAGACCUGCGCCGCCCGUGAGACUCUCGAAGAAACAGGUCUGAAGAUCCAGGAUGUGCGGUUCCUGAAUGCCACGAAUUCAAUCAUGAAAGCAGAGAAUAAGCACUACAUUACCAUUUUUAUGGGUGGUGUCUGUGAGGAAAAUGCUGAUCCUCAGAUCCUUGAGCCGGAGAAGUGUGAAGGGUGGGAAUGGAUCUCAUGGGAUGAGUUGCGGGUGUAUGGGGAGGAGAUGAAGGCUGGGGUUGAGGGGAGGAAAUUGUUUUUGCCUCUUUUGGAAUUGUUUAGACAGCGACCGGAUUUUCGGGUUUGA
Molecule: messenger RNA, 444 nt
Organism: Penicillium concentricum
Lineage: Eukaryota; Fungi; Ascomycota; Eurotiomycetes; Eurotiales; Aspergillaceae
Product: nucleotide triphosphate diphosphatase NUDT15
Exons: 3
Coding region: 1-444 (147 amino acids)
Biological process (GO): dGTP catabolic process
Cellular component (GO): cytosol
Molecular function (GO): 8-oxo-7,8-dihydrodeoxyguanosine triphosphate pyrophosphatase activity
Source: RefSeq, a predicted model, not a curated record